Molecule: messenger RNA, 1687 nt
Organism: Malurus melanocephalus (red-backed fairy wren)
Lineage: Eukaryota; Metazoa; Chordata; Aves; Passeriformes; Maluridae
Product: inositol 1,4,5-triphosphate receptor associated 1-like
Exons: 9
Coding region: 1-1497 (498 amino acids)
Source: RefSeq, a predicted model, not a curated record
AUGCUCUGUGACAUUAAGACUUUAGUUACUAAAAGGCAUAUUGUGGAACAGAUGACUGAGAAGGGACCUCCUCAGUUCCUGUCAAUGUCUGCAGGGUGGUGUCAGAGGAUGAACCCAGGCUCUGUUGAGGAGCUGCUGAGUGCUGAGCAGCAGGACAAGAGGGAGUGGGCAGAAACAGUUGCACCUCCUGCAGAUCACGAGGCCUCCCAGCACGUAUGCAUUCAGGCUAACUUGAAACAGAUACUCCCAGCAGUGCAUGGUCCUCUUAGUCCACAUUGUUGCAGCUCCACGUGCUUCACGCUGCCCACCAUGCCAACCUUACCUGAAGACAAGGGACAAGCAAAAGAGGCACAGCACAACAGUUUUAUUCCAGCCAAAGACACAACUAUUGAAGGGACAACAUGCAACACACCGUCUACUGUUCUUCCAGAGAAUGCUGUGACACCAGAUGUAGAAAUUGAUAAAUAUCUGGUUAACAGGCCUUGUAGUCCUCAUAGGAGACAUUCUAACCGUGCCACCAGGAAUUCAACAAGUUCRCUGACUUCUGUUGACAACAGGGGUCAUGUGAUUGAUCUGGUAAAUGAUCUGCUCCCAGAUGUCAAAAUAUCAGAGGAAGAUAAAAAGAACCUUGAAUUGUUAGAAGAAGCAAAGAAAGUGAGUGAGAGGUUCCUAACACGCAGAGGCAGAAAGUCAAGAAGCAGCCUCCAAGAGUCACCCACAGGGUCUGAUGCAUGCACAACCACUAGUAUUGAAUCAGUAUCUCCAGGGCAGAAUAACAGAACUGUGAAAGAGGAUGACAGGCAAACUGCAGAGAAUGCUGCAAAAGGAUUAAUUGAUCGAAGGCAGAAUGAUCAAAGAAAGAUUUCUCAGGGAGGGUUGGCUCCUCGUUCUGCUGUUUUUGAAAACUCCAAAGAGAAGCUCUCAGACCAAAAAGAAAACUUUGAUCCACAUAAACAUAUGGAUACCUUACCUAAAUGCUCCCCUUCAUCUGGUGAUGGUGGCAGAAUGUCUCUUAACACUUGCAUGAAUGUGUGUGAAAAUGAACUUGGAAAAUCAUUCCUCAAGAAAGGGAAAGAAAAUGAUGUUCCUUUAAGGUCCCAUCUAUCAGGACCAGGAAUAGGAAAUAUGGACUCAAAGCUAAAAAUUCCUGUUCCAGAAAUGAGGGACCAUAAAGUUCCGUGUAAACCAGAAUUUAAACUGUGUGGGUUGCAUCCUCCCCUAUUAUGGGCUGUGUCCUGGGAUAGCUUGGAGCCUGGACACAAAGAGAAAAUCCCUUUGAAAUUCGCAUCUGAGGAAGAGAAAAGCUUUUUUGGUAAUAAAUCCAGCAACCAGCUAAAAACAUUCAAAGAUCUCCAAAUCCAAGUUCAACCAGUUCGAAUGCAGAAGCUGACAAAGCUCAGAGAGGAGCAUAUUUUGAUGAGAAAUCAAAAUUUAGUUGGACUAAAACUUCCUGAACUUAGCAAAGCAGUGGAACAGGAAAAUGGUACAGUAUCAUAACACCUGAUCAGAGUGUUUGUUUUACCCUGGUUUUUAUAACUGACUAUCAUGGGGUGGAAGAAAAUGUCUUUUUCUUCAAGUGCAAUAGUAGUUGAAGCAAGUAUGGAGAACAGAAAUAAGCAAUAAAUAAGAGAGACCAAUAAUGUAAAGUACCUCAUUUUCUUGAUGAUUGAACCAUGAAGACCCUGUA